Scleropages formosus (Asian bonytongue) is the source of this 1194-nucleotide messenger RNA. RefSeq names its product protein mono-ADP-ribosyltransferase PARP12-like. Gene Ontology annotation, cellular component: nucleus. The record is from RefSeq and is a predicted model, not a curated record. Lineage: Eukaryota; Metazoa; Chordata; Actinopteri; Osteoglossiformes; Osteoglossidae. The transcript has 10 exons. The coding region runs from base 1 to 1137 and encodes 378 amino acids. Gene Ontology annotation, molecular function: NAD+ poly-ADP-ribosyltransferase activity; zinc ion binding.
AUGGCCUCCAACUAUCCUCGCGCACACGACCCUUGUGAACUCCAGGAGAGCUCCAGCUCUGAGGACGGUAACUUCAGCGAUACGGACGAGUCAUCCUGCAGUGAGGCUGAGCCGCGCCGCAGUAGGGCAUCUUGUUUUUCUGCCUCUCGCAGACAGCUUUGUCAGUAUUAUAACAAGGGACACUGCAAGUACGGGCCCAAGUGCCGCAACCUGCACGUCUGCAAGUACUUCCUCGUGGGCGAGUGUCGCUACGGCUCCAGCUGCAGGCUGAGACACGCCGCAGAAUCUGGGUCCGAGGCCUCCGCGGACGAGAGGAGGACCGGUGGCUGGAGACAGGGGAGGAGGAGAAGGAGGAGAAGGAGGAGGUCAUCCUCCAGCGAUGGGGAUUCACACUUUCAGGGACCUUACCGAUGGCAGCUCAAUGAUGGCAGCGGCUGGAUGGACGUUGCCAACGACCACAUCAUCGAGGCUCAGUACAGUAGACCAAACACCAAGGGGAUGACGCUUUACAACACCACGUAUGGGGCGAUCAGCAUCGACUUCGACAAGAUGAAGGUCCGAAAGACAGAUUCGCUGAGGAUCCGGCGCCGGAACUCGGAUAAAGUGACGUGGAUGUGGUACUACAGAGGGGACCGUGGCUGGGCCAAGUUUGGAGACGCGGAUUCCAAGGGCAAGCGCAGCCCUGUCAAGAGUGCCCACAUAGAGAAGGAGUUUCAGAAGAGCCGGACAGGCAUCUUCAGCUUCAGCAUAGACGCAACGAACUACACGAUCGCAUUCAAAGACAUGUGUCAGGAGAACCUGCUGACCGGGCACAAGAGGAAGGUGGUGCGGCGGCCAGAGUUCACAGGCUUGAUUUCCACCAUGCAGGCGCUCAGUGUGUCCUCGCAGCCCAGGACUCCCGUUUGGCAGUUCGAGGGCAGCCCAGGCAACUGGUACACCUUCAAACGCAGGCAGCAGGGCACCAACACGGAGUGCUCCGUCUGCAGCAGCGACAUGGAAGCCAAGUACCAGCAGAAUCCCACUGGAUCCAUGGAUUUCUCUGUGAGCAGCUUUCGCUACAGGCUGAACUUUUCAGAUAUGACCCAAACAAACUUGACAACCAGCACAUCUCGCCAGGUCAGAAGGAUCCUGCAAUGAGGCGCUCCCCACGAUGCAUCGCUUUAGGCACGCGGACCCGGCACCCCGUCGACGUCA